Molecule: messenger RNA, 5481 nt
Organism: Caenorhabditis auriculariae
Lineage: Eukaryota; Metazoa; Nematoda; Chromadorea; Rhabditida; Rhabditidae
Source: the annotation of a GenBank genome assembly
AUGGCAAGAAAGAGUCAGUUUUUUUUUCUUGUUGAAGUGAAAAAAUGAAAAAUUUUCAGAUGGACAAAAAGGCUUCCAACAGAAGACCCUCUCCUUCGCUCGUAAGUUUUUUCAAAAUUUGACUUAUGGCUUUGAAUUUAAACUUAAAAAACCUUGAUUACAAAUAAAUUUCAGGCCGGGUCAGCGAAACUCAGCGACAACAGGCCCAGCAAAGUAAAUUUUAUUUUUUUUCGAUUUUUUUAUUGGAAGAAAGUUUUUCAAACUUCAUCAACGGUUCAUUUUCAGACGAACGCCGUGGCGCUCCAGCCGUCGCCAGGAACCCCGUCGUUGCGCGGAACCAACCUGUCGUUGCCGGUAAGUUGUCGGAAUCAGCACUGUUUGUAUAAAAUCCAAAUAAACUCGUUGAGAAGUGAUGAAUCCUUAGUUACAUUAUUUAAACUUUCAGAUUUCAAUAUUUGUUUUUUGAUUCAACUUCCACUAUUUUCAGCUGUGCUGCCAGCCCGUGGAGGUGGCGCUCCUCGUGGAGGGAGAGCCGGCGCAGGCGGUCGUGGAGGAGUCCGUCGCAGUGCGCGUUUUGCAGUCCGUGCCCCAGCUGCUUCUGAUGAACCAGCAGCAGUUGAUUUUGGUGAUUAUUCAGAAAUCUCAUCUUGAAAAAAUAUCCUUUUUCCUGAAGCGCAAAAACCUGGUGGGACAUGCAAUUUCCCGAUAAAAAAUAAUUCCCGAAAAAAAAUAAGUGUACUAUGAUUCAAACCUUCAGAAGUUAGAGUUAACCCUAAUUUACUAAUAUUGUUUUUUUUCAACCGAGAUUAAUGAAGAUUUCUGUAGUUGUUUUUUUGAAGCAACAGCUUUUGCUAAACUUUCUAUUGAAACUUUUUUUGAGAAUUUAAAUCAGCUAAUCUUUAAAAAUUCAGCCGAAGCCGUAGAACCGGAGCUUGAGAACCUCGAAGGAAUCGUCGCUGUAAACGGACCAAUGGAACCUGCCGAAGCUUCCAUCGUCAGCAGGCCCACGUCUGGCGAAAACAUUACCAGUAAGUCACUUUGUAGAUUCCGCGUUGAAGUCAAACAUUCUGGAGCAUUCUUUCCAAAAGUAAAAAGCUUGAAAUCCGAAUGAAUUUAAAUCAGAUGAACUUUCAUGAAAUACGAAGUAAAAAAAACUCAAUCAGUUCUCGAAAAAGGAUGAAUUCUCUCACUAGUUUUAACAAAUAUUCUUUUUUCAAGUUCACGAGUUUGAUUCGAACUUUCACUUUACAAGUUUCAGCCGUCGCCUCGCAGGUAGACAGCUCGGAGAACCUCACUUCUUCCGGACCAGUCAACAAGCGUCCGAAGGUGGACAAAGGCACUUCGCCCUUCGGUAGGUAUUUCAGCUUUACGGCGAGAAGUUUCUUGAGAUCAGCAUUUUUUAAAAUUUCAAUGAUUCUUUAAAACUCCAAUGAUAAGAUUCUGAAACUAGCUUUUCAGUCUAGAAAUGCAAUAUCUUUCAGCUCCGCCAAGAAAUCCCGCUUCUUUGGCUGUUCCACAUCAUUCCGCAAUGAAUGAAGGCGACGUCGUUGUUGAACUGGCGCCCAACCAGCCAAGUAAGAUUUUCUGAAAAAUUUCGAAAAAGAUGAAUAAAGUUAAGAAUAUCAUUAUUUCAUCAUCCAUUUUCAUUGCAGAUCUGUGGACGCCUCCUCCCUUCAUUUUCCUCAACGGUCGCCGCUACCGCCUUGAAUCGGUUGACGUCGGAAUUGAAGAAGGCCCGACGGUUGCAGCUGAAGCUGACUCGAACUCUUCUACGAUGAGUGCGUUUUAGAAAAAAAUAUCAGUAACAGAAAAAAAUUAUAUAUCAAACCAGUCAGUCAAACAAAAAAAUCUAAAGAGUCAACUUUGUAGUCUUCGUUUCACUCUGAUUUGAAAAGGUUCAGGGACGAAUGUCAACUCCUCGUACGUGGUUAGUCCGGCCGUCACUCCAACGACUCUCGCCAUUAUGGCGGGUGAGUUGCUACGAAAUUAUCAAAAAGAAGAUUUCCUUCAUAUUCAGUUAUUCUCAAACUUCAAAAACUUUAGAAGACUGUCACAAAAAAAUUUGAGAAUACGAAAAAAACUUUUUUUGGGAAUCUGUGAAAUAUUUUUUUGAACAUUUGAUAUUUUUUUGAAACUUAAAAAAAUUAUUUUUGAGAUUUUUAAUUCCUCAAUGAAUAAUGAUUUCAGAACGAGCCGCCAAUAUCAACGCCCAGAACACUUCUGCUGCUCCACCUGCUGUGGCCACCCAGGACCACGGCAGGCAGAGUCAAGCCUCUCUGGCGACAGCAACUCGGUCGACUCGUGAGUUUUUUUCGAGAGUUCAUUAAAUAAUUAGAAACUGAAGUAAAAUAUGUUUUUCUUCUAAUGUGAAUAGCGCUUUUUUUCGGAGCUUUUUCUGAAAAAUUCAAAAAAAUUAACAUGAAAAAUUUUGAGGUUUUAUUCCAAUUCUUAUAAGUUCAGGUACUGACUUCAGCAGAUCGACCGUCGACAGUCCGGCAGUUUCUCCGGCGACUCUGGCUAUUUUGGCUGGUGAGUUGCCUCAAAACGUUGAAACGUUUUUUUAUAUCUAGUUAUUUUUUUCGAACUUUUGAAUCUUUCAAAAACUAUCAUGCAAUUUCGAGAAGAGACUUUUUUUCUUCAGAAAAAAACUUUCAGUCUUCGAAAUUUUUUUGGAACUCAAAAAAAUUAGUUUGAAAUUUUUCAAGAUUCUUCUUUUUAAUAAAAAAACGUUAUCAGGACGAAUGGCGCGCACGAACGCCCGAAUCGCUUCGUCUGCUUCACCUGCCGUGACCACCCAGGACCACGGCAGGCUGAGUCAAGCCUCCUUGGCGACUGUUCCUUGGUCGACUCGUGAGUUUUUCGAAUGUUCAUUGAAAGAUCGAAAUCUGAAAUAAAAGAUUCUCCUUCUUUUGUGAAUAGCGCUUCAAAUGAAAACUUGACCUCUUCCUGUUUGAAAUUCAUCAGAAACUUUGGAAUUCAGAGCGAAGCUCCAACGGCAACGUUACCGCCGGAAGUGUCAGCACGGGAGUCGGAAGUGUCAGCACGGGAGUCGGAAGUGUCAGCACAGGAGUCGCAAGUGUGGUGGGAUCACCUGCCGACGUCUCACGAGUCGCCGGCAGGCCCAACUAUUUCUCUUCGGUCCUCACAACUGUCUCGACCGGUGAGUGGCUAGACAAUCUCAACAUUUCAAUUUGAAAACUCAGAAUAUGAAACAACCUUUUCUGAAAAUCUUACUAUGAGUGCACCUUACAUUUCUUCAGAAAAAAAUAUAGUUUUUUUAGAAACUGAAAUUAUUUAUCUCAUUCAGAGAAAGCUUCAUUUGAUAUUUUUAAUUCACAUCAACAAUAUUUUGUUCAAUGUAAUGAGAUUUCGAAAAGAUUCCAAAAAACAAAAUCUUCAGAUUCUGACCGACUGACGUUUCCGGCAAUGCCCGCCGUGCUCAAUUUCGAUUCUCCUGGUAUUUUCCGGCCUGAGUUCCAAUCAAACAUUUCGGUUUCAGAAUCGGUCACUGUCUCGGUUGCUGCCAACAUCUCUGAAAUCGACAGUUUGCUUGGAACACCUGCCGACUCUUCCCAAGAAAGCGGCAGGCCCAGUCAAGAUUCUGCAGUUUCUUCGAUUUCCAGCGGUGAGUUGCUUGGAACUUGCAGCAUUGAGAAGCAGAACCUCAAAAAAGCUGUUUUUUCAAACAUCUAACCUAUACGUUUGAUUUCUUAAGAUCGUGUAAAUUUUCCUACGGAUUUGAGUAGUCUAAGCCAGAAAUAUCAGAAACAUCUGGAGACAAAGAAUGAAAAUGAAUAAUCAUUUUAACAAACAGUUCUAUCAGAGAGAUCAGUUAUUUGACUUUGUCCUGAAACUUGUAAAAUUGCAGUUUUUUUAAUUAGAAAAGUUUGAAUAGAAAAUUUCAAACGCACUGAGACGCAUUAAAAAGUUUUUUUCCAGUUCAAUUAGAAAGUUCAGAAAAUACGCAUAGAAUUUUUCAGUUAUGCCGAUUUCUCCUCUUCUUGGCUUCACUCCGGUGGAAACAGUCCAGUUCGUUCCAAGAAUUGAUGAUCACCCGAACAUCAGUAAGUCGAGUUUUCUUUCAAUUAGUUCGAUGAUUCUCUUUUGAGAAAUUCGAGAUGUUAAUUUUAAAACUUGAAGUUCAAAGUUUACUAUGUAACCUUUUCGAAGUAUCUUACUUUCAGUAAUGAAUAGGAGUUUUCAGCUAAAUUCGAAAACUGGAAUAAUUUUUUAAAAAUUGAAAACUCAUACAGCAAGCCUUUGAUUAAUCGAAACUAUUUCCUAGAUUUUGAACUUUCAUUUAGAUUUUCAAAGUUGUUUUGCAAUCAUUUCUUGCAUUCGAAGAUUUUUUUUUCAGCGCCGCGUCUGGAUCCGGAGCUGCCGAUGCCUCUUCCCACGUUUGAAGCUUUUUCGCAACACGAGCCUAUCAACUUCACUAUUCUUAACAAUCGCGGUAUCUAUUAUUUUAGUAACGCAAUACAACUUCUCUAUCAAUAUUUCGAAUGAUUAUACAUCAGGAUCUUUUGUUCGGAAUUCCUUCUCACAUGGAAAAAAUUUUCUCAAAAUUUCACCAUUUGAUACUUUUUCGUAUGAACAUUGAAAACGCAUGACAUUCAAUGAAAACAAAAUUGAGAAGUGGUAACCACAUUUUCCACAUUUCAGAGUUGUCAAAAAGUUUUCGAAUUUUGCAAACGGUGUCAAUUUCGAUCUGGAUAAUCGAGAAAUUUCCAGAAACCCGCGAUGAAAUUGGAACGGGAGUCGAUGAACUGCGCAUUCCAGCAGAACGCCGUCGGCCUCCGCUGAACGUCACUUUUGGUGAGAAUUUCUUUUCAGAUCAUCCAGCUAUGUAUUCACAAAGUAGACAAUUUCAUUAACAAAAAAAUUCAAUUUGAAAAAAAUAAGGAUUUCAAAAAAAUCCAGAGACUCUGGUUUGAAAGGAAAAUUCUCAACUCACGUCGAAAUAUUUUUGCUGAAUCAAGAAACAAUAUGAAGCUUAUGACCUUAGGACUUUUAAUUUCAAAAAUCAAUAUCGUGAAAACAAAAGAAUCAUUAAACAAUUUACAGGAAUGACUGCGACCAGCAACGACGCACUUCACUCGGUCAGAGCGCCAUUCUCCUCGCCUCUUGCUGAAGAGUCCCCGCGCGGCCAGUUGGACACUGACAACGCUGAAUUGAUUGAGGUAUUUUUAGAAAAAUCAUUUGAGAUAAAUCAGAUCAAAAGAAUUAUGAGCGCCGGUGGAAAAAAAGUUUGGCAAAAAAUUUGAUUAUGAACCGCUAGAACGCCUUGAAGAACUUGAAAAGUUUUUUUUUUGGCACAAGGUAUUCCAAAAUUUCAAAUUUCCUGAAAAACUGAGUACUGCGGUAUCUAACACAACAAAUUUUGUUGAAGUCUUCACUUUUCUUCAGUCUUUUUAUUGAUCUAUUCACUUUCAGCCGCAAGCUGAUAUUGACGAAGAGACCGCCGCUGAUCGCCAAGAAUAG